Dentiscutata erythropus is the source of this 924-nucleotide messenger RNA. The record is from the annotation of a GenBank genome assembly. NCBI's taxonomy places the organism in Eukaryota, Fungi, Glomeromycota, Glomeromycetes, Diversisporales, Gigasporaceae.
AUGGAAACACUUUACUCAUAUUGUUAUACAAACAAGAACAUUAAUUAUAGAAUACAGACAACACAAUGGUCAGAAGCCAGUAAUGCACAUUUAAAGCGUCUGCUAAGUCAUACAGUGCCAUUACCUAAAUUAAUAAGUGCAUUGAAAAAGUUAAGUCGUCACCAACUUCAGCACUCCCAAUAUCAACAGUAUCAUCUACAUGGAAGUAUUUGUCAACAAUGCCCUGAAUUGUUAAAAGAUAUUUCAAUGGUCAUUUUGGAUUUUGUGUAUUCUAUAUUGUUGAAGCAAUACAAUAUAGCCACUGUGUAUGAAAUUGAAAUGCAAGAAAGUGGUAUACUCCAAGUCUAUCGUAACGAGAGUUAUAAGCAUAUAGUAUAUCAAGUUGAAACCGAAUAUACUUGUAGUUGUGAUUAUAGCACACAAUAUUCUUUGUCAUGCCAUCACGUUCUUGCUGUUCAUAUCACCGAUAAGAGGGCUGUAAGUAUUAAUUAUAUUGGUGCUCGUUGGAUUAUCUCAUCGACAAGAUUUAAUAUAACACAACCUGGACAUAAUUUAACCAAUACUGAUGAGUCUGCAACUAAGUUCAUAUCUUUUACCAAUCGAAGUAUUUACGAUAUUUAUACUGAUCAAGAGAAGGUACCUGCUAAGAGUACAGCAAAUUUACUUGAAGAUAUUGGAACAAUUUCUAAUAGAGUAGGACAUGUUAAAGUUAAUAAUUCACUUGCUCAUUUUGUGAAAGAAUUGAAUGAUGAAUAUCCCUUAUUACAAGAAGAUAUUGAAGAUCCUCUUACUGCAAAAACGAAAGGAAGGCCAAAUAAUACUAGUCACAGUAAAUCAGGUAUUGAGCUUGCUACUAAAAGAACAUAUAUAUGUAGUAUUUGUGGUAGCAAUAGACAUAAUUCUAGAAGUUGCCCAAGUAAAUAG